AUGGCGGCGCGAAUGUUGUGCAGGCUUUCAAUGACAAACGAUGGUCCAUUGCCUUCUGUUUCAACUCUACGGACCAUUGCACGAAACUUUAACAGUACCUCCAUUUGGGGAACUAAGAAAAUUGAUGUAUCUAAAUCUGGCAACACAACAGUGAUAAAGGGUGUCAAGCUUGAACCAAAGACACAAGAGAAAGUGCGUACGAUUAAAGCACCGUCUGGGUGUCCAUUGUGUGAGUUUCAGAAUACUCUGACAUACACAGAUGUGCUUAUCUUACAACAGUUCAUAUCCCCCGAUGGACACAUCCUUCCAAUGCAUGUAACUGGGAUGUGUUUUACAAUGCAGUGGAAGCUGGACAAAACUCGUUGUUGUCUAGCAGUUAGACGCUUGCCUGCAGGUCUGCUGCCCAACUACAAACCAAAUCUUCCUAUCAAUGAGGAUCCAACAAAAUAUGAUAAAAAUUACAAGUGGAGAAAGAACAAUGUGUAUUAUGAAGACUUUAGUAUUGAAAACCCAUUAUAA
This is a messenger RNA of Candidula unifasciata, 519 nucleotides long. Lineage: Eukaryota; Metazoa; Mollusca; Gastropoda; Stylommatophora; Geomitridae. The record is from the annotation of a GenBank genome assembly.